CUGAACGAAGUGCGAUUCAUCAGAGUGAAAAUUGUGAUUACGUGCCGUCGUGUGCAUUAAUUGAAAAUUAUAUCGAUUAACCUUGCUCAGAACCAACCUAAAACAGUUUCAUUUCAUAGCUGACGAUUUUUGACGCCGAAUAAACUAGAAGUUUGCUCUGAAAAUUCGCGAAAUGGUGAAGAAAUUUUGAGUUGAAAUUUCUUUUUUUGCCAAUCUGGCUUGUUCCGUUGAUUGCUUGCUGUGCAAGAAGAUUAAGGUGUGAGACGAAAGCCGAUUGAAGAGCGCUUCGUGAGAGUGUGUUGGUGAAAGCGACGAAGCAGCACUGCGUUGUUGACAACACUACUAGAAUCGUAAACAAACUAUUUUCGAAGAUGUCGGAAAGAUACACUCACCAGCUAUUGAAGGUAGUGGUUGCCCAGGUAUGCCAGACUAUCGGUUGGCAUUCGAUCCAAUCGACCCCGCUGGAGCUGAUGAUGGAUAUACUGGAUCAGUACCUGAGGGAUAUAACCCGGUUAACUCAUCGUUAUUCGGAACUGUACAAUCGAACGGAUCCCAAUUUAGAUGAUGUGGCUCUGGCCUACCGGGAUAUCGGCAUUAACUUGGGCGACCUACAGGAGUACCUGCAGUUUGUGGAUCCCAUCGCCAGACCGUUCGAGGUGCCCAAGUAUCCGUUGCCGAAGGAAACGCAUUUGAAUUUUAUGAAACCUGGUAGUAAGGAAGUUCUAACCCGACCGGUACACAUCCCUGAGCAUAUGCCUCCGAUGUUAGUCGAUUCGGAGGAGGAAAAAGAAGAAGAUUAUCGAAGGCAGCGCCUCCGAGCUCAGCUGCUUGAAGAGGAGGAGCAAGCAACGGUAGAGGAAGUGAAACCGGACGUAGACGAAUUUGUUGAGAAGUUUGAGGAAGUAGGUGCUGAGGAGGUUGCGAUGAUGGAAACCGGUCCAAAUGAAGAGGUUGUUACUUUCAAGCGGCCACCGGAAUUUGUUACUGAAGGAGGACAAGAGGCUAAGAAGCCCCGAACUUUGCCGGAUGAAGGGAGACCAACGAGGGAGAUAAGUAGUGUCAUUAUGACAACGUCGGGUUUUAUUUCACCGGCUCGGGAAGGAAAAUUGCCGGAUUCGAAGGUACCCGAAAUACCAGAAGAGAAACCAAAACCUGCACCUCCACCACCUCCCCCGCCUGUGACGACUGUGCUUCCAGUAUCCAAAAUGGACGAUAAGUUUGCGAAAAAGGGUAGAAAGAAACCGGUUGAAAAAGAGAAAAAGAAAGACAAAAAGGUGGAGAAGAAAAAGGAAGGUGGUGAAAAGGAAGCUGCUAGUAGACCAGCAACUCCAGCAGCUGUUCCCGUAGCUGAAGUGAAACCUUUGCUUGUAGAUACAGAAGAUGUGAAACCAGUUUUAGCUACUCUGGAUCCACCGCCAAAACCGCCAACCCCUGUACCGGAUAUUAAACCACCAGAACCGUUGUUGCCACCUCCGGAAAUAGAGAAACCAGCACUGCCUGUAACCCCCGUGAAACCGACGGCUAAAGUGAAGAAAGAAAGAGUACCACGAAAAAAGAAGCAACAACAACCGAAACAGAAGUCUCCGGUUUCUGCGAUGCCAAUGAAUCCGGCUAUGAACAUGGGAGGGUUGUUUUCUCCUCAGAAUCCUCCACUGCUAAUGAAUCAAAUCACUCCCCCAAAACCACCGAAACCCAAGCGCCCCAAGCUCACAAAAAAACAAAUUCAGCAACAAUAUAUGGAUCAACUGCAACAGUUUCAAGCUCCUCUAAAUGCACAAAGUAUUCUGGAAAUGUUUUCACCUGGGAAGAAACCUCUACCGGGACUAUUUCAACCAUCUAUGUUUCCUCCCCCGCAGCAACUGAUGAUGCAGAAACCAAAUUUCUCGGAACAUCCUGCCCAAACUCAGCUGGACAUUUUGCAGAAGCUCCACCCAAGUCUGGAGAUAACACCAUCUCCUGGUCCAUCUACCGCUGGACCCGCCGGACUACACAGUACUUCUCCCGAUAAACAUAAACUCAACAUUUUCAAGAAGGUAGCAAAAAAGGAACCAUCCCCGGUGCCAACUACCCAAGGACCAAUAAUUAUCAUCGACGACGAUAAGAGUCCGCCUCAUCAGCCUCAAUUUCCGACUACGCCUAUGGCCAAAAAGAGACUCCCAAAAACGUCCACUGCUGGUGUCUUUCCAUUUCAGGAUACACUGUCCUCUCCGGAUCUGCCCUUUAAUAUCAGUAUGAACUCCGGCGAACAUUCUGGCAUAGGACUGAUGUCGUCAUUCUCUCGAGAAUUUUCACCUCCCAAAACGCCUUCCAAUAUGCCCAAAACCCCGGACAUAAAGCUGCAGUCCAGUUCUAGCUCCAGUGCCUCCUGGAUGAGUGAUUCUGGCAAGCUAAAUACCGGACCUGGACCACUUUUCGGCGAUUUUCCAAACUUCGGGCUUCCCGCUCCGAAGGAGGAGAAAAAGAAACGCCAACGACAAAAGCAACCAAGAGCUCCAAAUCCUAAAAAAGCGAAGAAUAAUCAACUCAUGAGCGAUUUCAAUCUAUUACAACAGUUCCAACAUCAACAGUCCUCUCAGCAACAGUUGCCUCCGGUGUCGACAUCAUCUAUCGACAAGAAACCACUCCAGGAUGCAGUUUCAUCAUACGCUAAACUGUUAAAUCAAGCAAUGCCACCGGCAUUCCUGUCCUCCCAGGUACGGAACCCAAUGUUUGGAAUGUUUCCACUGCCAUCCGGCCCAGGCCUCAUCCCAGAGAAUCCACUCUUUAACUCAUUUCCCGGACAACCGUCGUUCCUUCCGACGGGACCAUUUGGAAUGCCACCAAUGCCGCCACGAUUCGACAUUGGUAAUCUUCUGCGCUAUCCACGUCCCCCGAAAGCCCAACCUGUGGACAAUUACGACAAUCUAGAUCCGGAAACAAAGCUCGCACACACUCCGUUGGAUCUACAGAAAAGCACCUGCAAUGUGGCUCCGCUCGUGCCACCAUCGCUUCAGAUUGAUCCAAUGCCCGUCAAGUCAUCAGUAGGAAGCCGCAAACAAGUUUCGCCAGCAGUCAAAGAACGUCAAAAUAUUACACAGAUACAACAACAACGUCAACAUACAAUUCAACCUCCACCGCAGGAGCACUCUCUGAACCUUUCCACCAAAACCGCCAUUCUGACAAAUCAAACGACCGUUCAGAAACCUCCGAUCGUCAAAGCAAUCCAUCCGGAGGUACGUCAACCAGUUGUAGCUGCCCUACCGCCACAAAAACCGGAGCCACCUCCGACUCAGACUCCGAUGUUGAACAUCGCCACAGCAGCACAAUUACAACAGUUAGCCCCGUUGCCUCCCAACGUGCUUCCCAUAGCUCCGGGUGAAACCAUCAUCAUCGGGUCCGAUUCCGAUACAAACAGUCAAUCGACGGUGACGAUGACCGCCAUGGGUCUCGACGAGGCUGGUAAAAAGGACAAAACCGAAAAACGCAAAAGCAAGGAGCACAAAAAGGACAGGAAGCUGAAGGAGGGUAAAAUCAAGAAGAAGAAGGACAAGAAAGAUAAGAACAGAAGUAAAGAUCGUGACCGCGAGAGACCAAAAUCUUCUCACUCGUUCCACCCGGACGGUGCGAUAGAACCAAUCCCAAGCGACAUCGUUAGUGCCCCGGUUGAGGAACUGAACCCCCAGCAGGAGCAGUUCCGCAGAAAGGAGAAAAAAGAGAAAAAGAAGGAAAAACUUAAAAAAGAGAAACGGAAGGAGAAGGAACGUGUGGCGGCUGCUGCCCUGGAAGCAGCUUCCUUUUCCGAUCAUCACCGUAGCAGUUUCGGUUUAGGUUCAACGUCCGCUGCUGGAACUACAACAGCGAGCAGUUCGGAUCAGCGUGAUCAUAGCGACGGAUCGACCGCAUCGGUACCGAAGCUUAUGUUGAAACUUGGUUCCAGUGCGAAUCCGUCGCCGCGAUCUAACACGCCGGAUGUUACCCCCUUGGAUGUUGGGGUGGUCAAAGAGGAAAAGGUAGAAGUCAAACGUGAAGCAUCGCCAGAGCUAGCUCGUAUUUCGGCACUAGUGACGAGGCCCCCAAAACUGAAAGCACCUCCGAACAAAGGUAAAAUCAAGGAGGAAGAAGGAGGAAAAUUAUCAAAAUUAGUAGAUCAUUCUGGUAAGGCAGCAGGUAAGCCGGAUCUGAGUGCAGAUGUGGCAACCAAACCUCGACCACGUGGUAUUCAAGCACUACCAGAUUCAAUCGAUCUGUUCUCGGUUACUCCCACCCACAAUCCGUCUACUGUUCAAUCAAACAAAGCUUCGUCGGUACCUUCAUCGUCGGCAUCAACGUCGUCAGCUGUCGGCGUCUCUGGAGAUCAAAUGCCACAUUCAGCGAAAAAGCAACCGAAGGAAUCGAAAACAUCAUCUAAGUCACAUGGCAGCAUCAGCAGUAGCUCGGCCUCAGUCAGUCUCGGGGUCACAAUUCCAGCCCCACUCAGUGCAUCGGUCAACGUGAAAGAUGCCGAUGGCAACGUAGUCUGGAUCUGUCCGGCCUGUGGCCGUGUUGACGAUGGAACACCGAUGAUCGGUUGUGAUGGCUGCGAUGCCUGGUAUCACUGGGUUUGCGUCGGUAUUCAGGUUCCGCCCGAUUCCAACGAGGACUGGUACUGCCGGGUAUGUAUCGGUAAGAAGCAGGAAUCGCACGGUGACGAGAAGCAGAGGAAGCGAAAGAAGAAGGACAAGCGAAAUCCCAAAGAGUAGAGCAGAGUGCGGGUGGGAAUGAAUGGUCUUGUUGUUGGAAUGCUUGCGUUUCUUUUCUUCUAUAUGUAGCAUAUUAGUAACUUAAUUCCACUGAUUUUAAAUCAAUAACUAAAUUGAUGUACGAUGUUGUAAUGAACGCAAGGUUGCGGGAGAAAACGACAUUUGAGAAACAAUAAAAACAAUCGUUAAUGCAAUA
Topomyia yanbarensis is the source of this 4914-nucleotide messenger RNA. Its product is annotated as transcription initiation factor TFIID subunit 3-like. Gene Ontology annotation, cellular component: transcription factor TFIID complex. Gene Ontology annotation, molecular function: protein heterodimerization activity. The coding region runs from base 372 to 4718 and encodes 1448 amino acids. Lineage: Eukaryota; Metazoa; Arthropoda; Insecta; Diptera; Culicidae. The record is from RefSeq and is a predicted model, not a curated record. The transcript has 3 exons.